CCCAGUACCCUGGAACUCUCAGGCUCAGAAACCCUUAAUUACUGUGCGAGACCUGACGGAUCAACCUGUUUAACUGUUUUCUGUGGACCAGCAGUUUCAAAUUUUGUUUUUAGAAUUUUUUUGUUCUGAGACUGAGUUGGUAAAAAAGAUCAUCACCCAAACAACAUAGUUCUCUUUCCUGUUAAGAAUGUCUGGAGAACUCUCGUCUUUGCCCAAGGCAGCAAAGCUCAUUUACGAGCAUUGCUUGGCCGCCCUUCCUAACUGUGUAACGCAGGAUGAUCUCAGCAAGGCCCUUGGUCGCAAAGUUAAUGUUACUGACAUGAGUAACUCUCUCAACCUGUUGCUUGGAAAGCGGUUGCUAGAUCCGUUGCAUCAGGGAAAGUCUUUGGUUUAUCGGGCUGUACAAUUAGAUGAAGCAAAAUGGGUAUCCACUAUGGAGGGCGACGAGCAAAUCGUCUACAACUUUAUUAAGGGUUCAGGCAAUGAAGGUAUCUGGACGAAGACACUAAAAAUGAAAACCAAUCUCCAUAUGACAGUCGUCAACCGCUGUCUCAAAAGUCUGGAGUCCAAGAACUUGGUCAAAUCUAUAAAAAGUGUAAAGCAUCCUACUCGCAAAAUUUACAUGCUUUAUGACCUUGCUCCCAGUAGCGAAAUUACUGGCGGCCCUUGGUUUACUGACCAAGAACUCGAUAUUGAGUUCAUCAACAAUCUCAAGAAAGUAGUGUACAAGUACAUUCACUCAAAAAGUUACCCGUCAAAGAAAAAUCACAAAGGCUCUGACCUUCUGUGGUCAGUUGACUAUAACGGUUACCCUUCUGCCAUCCAAAUUCAUGACUGGCUGCGAUCAACGAAUAUCACAGAAGUUGAUCUUUCACUAGCGAACGUCAUGUCUCUUGUCGAUGUUUUAGUUUACGACGGAAAAGUUGAAAAACGACCUGACGGUACGACCUUUCGUGCCGUUCGCCAAGUUGAAGGCACGAUUGACGGCUACACAGAGUCUCCUUGCGGAAAGUGCCCGCUCAAUGAUGUCUGUGCCGUCGAUGGUCCCGUUAGCCCGAUGACUUGUGAAUAUUUCGACAAGUGGCUCAUGUAAAAUCUAGGAGGAUACAAGGAUCCGCGGUUAGUUUUCAUAUUUAAUAUUGCGAUCAAAAGUGGUUUAGGGUACUACAAAAAAAGAAAAACAAUUUCCAUCGUUUAAGUAGGGUAAUAAGAAAAGCUUUUAAGUAAACGGAUAUCUAUAAUCAUUCGCGGUUCGCGUUU
Molecule: messenger RNA, 1260 nt
Organism: Schizosaccharomyces japonicus yFS275
Lineage: Eukaryota; Fungi; Ascomycota; Schizosaccharomycetes; Schizosaccharomycetales; Schizosaccharomycetaceae
Product: DNA-directed RNA polymerase III complex subunit Rpc34
Exons: 2
Coding region: 188-1093 (301 amino acids)
Biological process (GO): transcription initiation at RNA polymerase III promoter; termination of RNA polymerase III transcription; transcription by RNA polymerase III
Cellular component (GO): cytoplasm; nucleoplasm; nucleus
Source: RefSeq, a predicted model, not a curated record